This is a messenger RNA of Parastagonospora nodorum SN15, 1158 nucleotides long. RefSeq lists its product as hypothetical. Bases 1 to 1158 code for a protein of 385 amino acids. NCBI's taxonomy places the organism in Eukaryota, Fungi, Ascomycota, Dothideomycetes, Pleosporales, Phaeosphaeriaceae. The transcript has a single exon. The record is from RefSeq and is a predicted model, not a curated record.
AUGCAAUAUCAGAACCCCAGUGCAUCUUCUAAGCUCCUGCACCCAGCGGUUGGGAAGGUCAAGACGGACAAGAACAACUACAACAAGCUACAAGGUGCACCUCCUGCCAACCUCGAAUUCCCAACUGGCAACUUCACCAUUCCCGAGAUUGCGGCGUUUCAUCCCGAAGCCAUCAAGUCCUGGGACAUGAUCGACCGCUUCUGCGCAAACGGAGGAUCUUCAGCUGUCUAUACGGCUAUGAUCAAUCACUACAGAAUUAUGCCUCGCGGUCAGGUGACGAACAACAGCGUCUACCGCAUGAUGAAGGGCCCAAUGCAGAAGCGCGAGAAUGUCGAUGAGAAGUUCAAGGACUGGACUGUCGGCAUACACAACCAUAUCGAAGGCCUUGAAGAGGUCGAUCCCGAGAGCAUCAGCGUCACCGGCUUUCGCACCCCUAUGGAAGGCAAGAACCCAUGCGUAGCCUCGCCAAUCCCUAUUCGGGAUUUUGCCAAUGGUGUGAAGACUUUUCCCACUGGCCACGAUGCUUUGGAUCUGACCCGCGCGGUCCAAUACUGCCAGAAUCAUCCGAACGAGCAGUGGAUGUACCCGACCGACUACGAGCGUUUGAUCGACCUAAUAGGACCAGCCGCUGUGAAGCGAGCUCAUCUCGAUGGUGCAGCUUUUGCUCGAUAUACCACAACCAAGUUGGCUGCUGGCGUCAAGAACUCCGUCGGUCGCAAGCGCGAUGGACGGGGUCGUCUGCAGAAGGAAGAUUCGCACGAGGAUGAAUACCCGGAUACUGAGUCCGACGACGAGUCCGAUUCCGAUAUCGACUUUAACGCCAUGGAUCAGCGUGGUAGCAAGCGCAAGACUUUCUUAGAUGAAUCAGACGAAUCCGACGAAGGUAAUGAGUCUCGCAAAACCUCAGGCAAGCGCCCAAAGCUCGCGCCUAAAUCUCAUGGCACCGCGAGGCGUUUCAACAAGCAUUCGAUGCUGCGUCAAGAGGUACUGUCCGAUGAUGACAUUGAUUCUGAAUCUGAUAGCGAGCUCUACCAGGGCCCGAAGAAGAUGAAGAAGUUUGCAGAAGUUCGCCGCUCGGGACGUGCUACCAAAGUCACCCAGUCGUACUUGGUUCAUCCGGACGAUGUGAUGGACGACGAGGAGGAGCGCGAUCAGUAG